This is a messenger RNA of Nomia melanderi (Alkali bee), 3163 nucleotides long. RefSeq names its product charged multivesicular body protein 7. The record is from RefSeq and is a predicted model, not a curated record. Gene Ontology annotation, cellular component: cytoplasmic side of plasma membrane; ESCRT III complex; multivesicular body. NCBI's taxonomy places the organism in Eukaryota, Metazoa, Arthropoda, Insecta, Hymenoptera, Halictidae. Gene Ontology annotation, biological process: vesicle budding from membrane; late endosome to vacuole transport via multivesicular body sorting pathway.
AGGUGCAUUUAUUUUAGUGUAGUGUGCCAUAAUGAAUGUUGACGAACAGCUGAUUAACAUCAGUGCACGCGUAUAUACGCAAAAACUAUGAUUUUUACCAUGACUUAAUAUUUUGAAUAAUUGAUUAUUAAGUAUAAAUAUUGUUUGUCUUAAUUUAUUGUACAUACGUGUAAACAAUAUUCUGUUUGUUUUUAUGUUUGAUACUGAUGUCUUAACAGAAUGCACUUAACGUUUUUUCAUUUCUUUCAUGGAAUGUAACAUUUUAUUAAUACUCAAUAAAUUGAGGAAACAUUAAUUUAACGUGUAAUUAAAGUUUUACUGUUUACAAAUUACUGUUCACAAUGGAUAAUAUACCUCUACCGUCUAAUAAAAUGCCAAAAUGUUGGAACGAAGAAGACAGAAUGAACGCUUUGUUUUCUCCUUUUCGAAGUAGAUCUGCAAAUCCUUUGGACUGGUCAUCUAAAUAUAAGUUUUGGCAAAAUUUGAUAUACGAAUGGUUGGAUCACACAAUGCAAAUCAGUUUUUCCAUUUCAGACUUAAAUAUUGCUUUUAAAAGGAAAGGAUGUACACCGCAUUGUUUAGUAACUGUUGUUGAGGAACUCCUUCGGAACAAUGAAAUAAUUACAGAGGCUGAAUUUUUAAAAGAACCUUGUGAUUCAUGGACAGCAUGGUCGAUAGAUAUAUUUGUGAAGAGACCACUUGUGUGGUCAUUUUCAAAAGUUAAAAGUUAUGUUGUAAAUAAUGAAAUUGAUAAAGACACCAGAUACAUACAUUUAAAAAUUGUUAAAAAUCUAGGAGAAACAGUUUUUUCCCUUUUGGAAACUAAAAGAGAACAUAUUCUUGUACCAUUUACUGAAAUAGUAAAAAGUUGUAAAUCUGAAAUAAACCAAAACAUAUCAGAUAAUACAGUAAUGUUAGUUUUAAUUUGGCUAAGACGUGAAAAAAGAGUGACUUUUACAAAUAGUACAGAUAAACAUGAGUUACUGAUAAAAAUUCCUGUUCAUCCAUCUGAUAAUGUAACAGAAAUUGAGGAAGGUUUAUACAAAUUACUAAAGCAAGAGAAUGAACUUGUAAGAGAAAUAGAACUUUUGGAAGAAGGAAAAAUCAAUAUUAUAAAUGAAGCUAAAUCUUAUUUGAAUAAAGGUUUACGCCAAGUGGCAAAAACGCAUUUAAGAAAAAAAUUAGAAUUGGAAAACACUAUUGUAAAACGGUCUCAAACACUUGAAAAUAUUCGAAUUCUUAUAUUGCGUAUUCAAGAUACUCAUACAAACACGGCUGUGUUAUCAGCAUAUAAAACAGGGUCUGAUGUGUUAAAGAAAUUGAAUGAAAGUGGUUUAUCAGAAAGUAAUGUUAGAGAUAUUAUGGAUGACUUAUCAGAGGCUUUAGAAGAACAGAAGGAAGUUCAAUCUAUGUUAUCAGAGACCUUUAAAGAUGAUUCAUAUACUGAUUUGGAACAAGAACUAGAUGAAUUAAUAAAACUUGAGGAGAAUGUUCUACCUUCAGUACCAAGUACUUCAUUAAGCACCAAUAUUGAUGAAAUUGAGGAGAGAUUAAAAAAAUUACAGUUUGGAAAUACUAUAGGAUCCAAUAUCUCUUCAUUGGAAUCAACAUCACCAUCUGUUAAAAAAAAGCAAGCAUUAGCAGAACCUGAAUAUGCAUAAAACAUUAUAUCAACAAAUUACAAAGAAUGGUUUUUAUAUUAAACUUAUCUUUACAAAUACAAAUAGUUUGACUCUGUGAUACUUAAAAAAAACUCUUGCAAGAAUAAUUGUAUAUUCUUUUAUUUGUGUAUAUACACAACCCUGGUACUUACAUUAAAAUAACAUCAAAAAUUUACUAUCUAUGUAAAUGCAAUAUUUGUAAUUUGUAGAAAUAUAUACUUACACGUGUAAGUUCUCUUAAUUUUAAUCUAAUUUAUAUAAUUUCGUAACAAUUAACAUAAUUAUUUAUUGUCACUGAAGCAUGUUAUUUCUAUUAUAUAAAAUGUAUACCGUACAAAAAAAUGUGUGAUAAUGCAAAAUGUAAACUAUGUAAAAUGAUUUUCGUCAUUAAGGCUUCGAUGUAUUUUGUUCAUUAAGGCUUUACUCUUUGAAGUUUUUAUCACAUUAAAUGUUCAAUAUUAUAAAUCACACGUUUAGAGUAUUCAUUGCUUUGCAUUACAAGUAGGUAAUGGUUUCAGUAGCUCCAUACUAUGGAGAAACUGUUCUACCCAUGACAUAUGGAAAGAAACAGCAGUAUACAAAGUAUACGUGGUACUAUCGCAUUGCCUAGUUCCUCCUACUGUUCUCGUUCCAAGACUAACACUGACAAUACCCUUCAAAUACCAUAAAGAACCCCAUUGGAAAAUUAAUCCACCGCCACUAUCGCCCUCGCAAACUGACGAUCCUGUAAUUUAUGUUUGUUAAUUAGCUUUCAAGGAAUACAAAAAACAUAUCAUAUUUAAAUUUACUCACCAUUUGUAUAACCUGCACAGAGCUUAUCGUAUGUAAUGUAAUUUUGGGUCUCAUAUGUAACACUCGCAUCUGUACAUUUUCUUUUAGGAACAAAUGGUAAUGUAAGUGUCUGUAAAACGAAACUGCUUGAACCAGUAGCAGUUCUACCAAAUCCUGCUACUCUGCCAUACAUCUCGGGGUCCAAUAAAAUGUUAUUAGAAAAAUCUAAACAUAUUGGUUGCAACAAUGAUGAGAAUACAAAUGGUUCAGUGAUCUUUAAUACAGCUAUAUCUGCUGCAUAAGACCCAAGUAUCCCAUUAUAGUCGCAAGAAAUAUGGACUUCUUCUACCUGAAAUCAAAGUAUAUUAACGAAAUAUUAAACAUAACUUUUAAAUAAAUAAUCUGGCACAGACGUACGUACCGUGGCUUUCUUCACAUACUUUGCAUUAUGGAAGGAAGAGUCAUAAUCUCUAAAAAUAUUGCCAGCUGCUACGUAAUAUUUCCAGGAAUCGUCAGAAACACAAUGAGCUGCAGUAACUAACAAACUAUCCUGAAUAAUAGUUGCACCACAAAUAAAUUCUUUAGGCGCGUCUGUUGUUUGCGCUCUAUAAAGUGUAGCAUGCCAUGGAAAUUGAGUAAUAUUUGCCUGAGUUCCAUUUACUAUAAGUGGUUUAACAUUUGCAGGAACAACACCACACACUGAAACAUGCAUUUAAAUUAUUGACCAUUAC